AUGCUCGACAUUGGACAACUUCCAGGGUGUGACAACUACAUGCCAUACAGCGACUUGAUGCCCGAUAGCGACUACAACUUCAGUAAUGCCGCUUCUCCUCCGAGCCCAGACAUAUGCAUUAGCUGGCGCGACAGGUUCUCGUUCCAAAACAACGACCUGCAAGCCAUUCCGAAGACGGGUGGUGCUAUCACGAAGUUGUACGCGAUUCCUACGAACCCACGUACGGAUCCUAUCUACUACACCAUCGUUUCGACUUGCCCUGCAGGUUGCCCUUGGACCGAUUAUUCCAAUUUCAAUUUAUUCGAUGGCGUUUUGAUAAGCUACAAUUCGAUGCCCUUAGCUCCCAACGUUGGAGACUCUCAAGCCUUCAUUUCCCGAUGGCCACAGACUGUGGUAGGUUACAGCGGGUACUGUGCAAAGCCUAAUCCCAUUUCGCCUGACGGCCCAUUCAUUGGUUACCCUCUCUUGUCAGCCUCACGACAUACCGAUUUGUGGGCACUGUGCACGAAUACCACGGCUAACAACCGCCUGGACAUCGUCUAUUCCCCUAUCCCCAAUCAUCCUCAAUAUACAGCGUCCGCCUGCCAGGAAGUCUAUAUCCAGAUGGCCCCGUAA
Cyclocybe aegerita is the source of this 615-nucleotide messenger RNA. The record is from the annotation of a GenBank genome assembly. Lineage: Eukaryota; Fungi; Basidiomycota; Agaricomycetes; Agaricales; Hemipholiotaceae.